CCGAGGCCUAGCACAGGCCCCGGGCCCGGCGCUUCUUCUCCGCGGUUGCUGCUGAUUCCUCCGAUCCUGCCGGUUCCCUCCGGUUACCCGGCACUCCUGGAGACCGCCGGGCCUGGAGGGUACCGUGCCCGUCCCUCUCCAGCAGCCUUUCCCGCUGGGGCAUUUCCUCCAUCCGAGGAUUGGUGACCCCAUCGGUCUCUUGGUGGCCCCGUUGUUCCCAGUGUCCCUCCGACCCGGCCCGCCCCACCCCGCAGCAUGGCGCACCUCCUGGGCCACCGCGGCUGCAUGGAGAGCCUGCGGGCCGACCUGCGGGACCUGCAGGCCGCCAUCGCCGACGUGUGCUCUCGGGCCGGCGCGGUGCGCUUCCCCUCCUGGAAGUUCCCCGAUAAGGUGUCCUGCGACCUGGACAUAUCGGUGCUGCUGCAGCGCUACAGGCACAGCGACAGCGACCCCGAGUUCAGCCAGCACGCACACGUUGUGCUGCUGGAGCUGCUCAUAGACAGGUGA
Molecule: messenger RNA, 507 nt
Organism: Catharus ustulatus (Swainson's thrush)
Lineage: Eukaryota; Metazoa; Chordata; Aves; Passeriformes; Turdidae
Gene: CCDC157
Product: coiled-coil domain containing 157
Exons: 1
Coding region: 256-507 (83 amino acids)
Source: RefSeq, a predicted model, not a curated record